This is a messenger RNA of Cyprinodon variegatus (sheepshead minnow), 1526 nucleotides long. RefSeq names its product gastrula zinc finger protein XlCGF8.2DB-like. Gene Ontology annotation, cellular component: nucleus. The transcript has a single exon. The record is from RefSeq and is a predicted model, not a curated record. Gene Ontology annotation, molecular function: DNA-binding transcription factor activity, RNA polymerase II-specific; RNA polymerase II cis-regulatory region sequence-specific DNA binding. Bases 133 to 1008 code for a protein of 291 amino acids. Gene Ontology annotation, biological process: regulation of transcription by RNA polymerase II. NCBI's taxonomy places the organism in Eukaryota, Metazoa, Chordata, Actinopteri, Cyprinodontiformes, Cyprinodontidae.
GAGGAAACCGUGGAGCGCCCCAUAAUUAAGCAUGAAGAGCACUUUUUUGAGACUCGAGAUACAGUAGAGAAACGUUUCCCAUGUUUGAGAUGUGGAGAAAGAUUUCUACAAAAAGAAUAUUUAAAGGUUCACAUGAGAACUCACACAGGUCGGAAGAUUUACGAAUGUCAGUCUUGUGGAAAAAGCUUCAAAUAUAAAGUUGUUAUUAAUAGACACAUGAGAAUUCACACCGGUGAGAAGCCUUUCAAAUGUGAGUUCUGUGGAAAAAGCUUUACUGAAAAAUGCACUCUUGAUCAACACAUAAGAAUUCACACAGGUGAGAAGCCGUUCAAAUGUGCCUUCUGUGGAAAAGGUUUUACUCAGACAUCUGUUCUUAAUACACACACUAGAAUUCACACGGGUGAGAAACCGUUUCCCUGUAGUUUUUGUAACAAAAAUUUUAGGAGAAAAAGUAACUUGACUGCUCACAUGAGAAUUCACACGGGUGAGAAGCCUUUCAAAUGUGAGUCCUGUGGAAAAAGCUUUGCCGAAAAAGGCACUCUUGAUAGACACAUCAGAGUUCACACAGGCGAGAAGCCUUUCAGAUGCGAGUCCUGUGGAAAAAGCUUUUUUCGGACAUCUGAGCUUAAUAAGCACGCCAAAAUUCACACGGGUGAGAAGCCGUUCAAAUGUGACUUCUGUGGAAAAAGCUUUGCUCAUAGAUUUGAUCUUUCUAACCACACCAGAACUCACACGGGUGACAAGCCAUUCUCCUGUAGUCUUUGUGGCAAAGAUUUUAUUAGAAAAUCUAGCUUGACUUCUCACAUGAGAAAUCACACAGGUGAGAAGCCUUUCAAAUGUGAGUACUGUGGAAAAGGCUUUACCUUAAAAGGCUCUCUUGACAAUCACAUCAGAAUUCAUACAGGCGAGAAGCGGUACUUCUGUACCCUUUGUGGCAAAAGUUUUUGUCAACAGGCUAGUAUGACUUACCACAUGUCUACUCAUGUGCAAAAUGUUUGCCAUCCAUGAAACGGAUCUUACAAGAGGUCACAUCAGUUAGAUGCCACAGAAAUGAACAGGAGAGACGUUUUCCAUGUUUUAUCCGUGAUAAAAUGUCCAUCUGGAAACUGGAUCAAUCAAUGGAUAAAGAUGGGAAGUGUUUCUUUGCACUAGAAUGGAUCAUUUGGAAUGAGGUUCAGAUAUUGGAGAAAGAGAUUUUACAUUUUUUUCCAUUAAAGGUGCAGUAGCAGAUCCUGGAAAAAUGGUUCCAGCAAGCUUUUAAUUUUGAACAUACUCAACCAUGCCUCUCCCUUCAGACCUCGAAGCCACGUCUUCAAAACACCUGAAUGCUGUCCGUCGAGGUGUUCAGAUGAGAUCGAGAAUGAAACAAGCUGUGACACGAGCUGACAACAUAAUGCUACGUUCACACCUAAAGCAGUAGAGGCAGCAAAAUCAGCUAGUUUACAUGCAAAGUCAAUGGUUGACGCGCAUCACACGCAAAAGGUCCUGCAGGGCUUCUGAGCAGCAGGAGCAGUGCGUCUCUGAUC